AUGGAAAUGAAGUACCUAAACGCCUACACCGGCACCGUGCUGCUGCGCUGCCGCAAGGACUUCUACAGGCUGGUCUGCUCGGCGCUGCCCUUCGUUAGGCACCUGGAGAGCCGGGCCCAGCGCUACCCCUGCUCCCUCAACACCCUGCACGUCGGAGGUACUAUAAGAACAUGUCAGAAAUUUCUAAUUCAAUAUAAUAGAAGACAGCUGCUGAUGUUGUUGCAAAACUGUACAAAUGAAGAGGAAAGACGGUGUAUACAGAAGUCCUUGUUGAGCUGUUCCCUGACAGAAGAGCAGUCUCAAAGUGGAGAUGAGGAAGAUGAUGAUGGCAUAGAGACAGACUGAAUGUUACGAGUGUAACUGUUCAAAUGUUACUGUUCAACUCUGUCCUGUACUUGUGUAAUCAAGAUGUUACCAGUUAUCUUCAGCGCUAAGCAAAGCAGGGGACAGAAAAAGCAUCUGUACAUAUUUAGACUUCAUUUCCCCCAUU
Molecule: messenger RNA, 490 nt
Organism: Charadrius vociferus (killdeer)
Lineage: Eukaryota; Metazoa; Chordata; Aves; Charadriiformes; Charadriidae
Gene: POP5
Product: processing of precursor 5, ribonuclease P/MRP subunit (S. cerevisiae)
Exons: 4
Coding region: 1-345 (114 amino acids)
Biological process (GO): tRNA 5'-leader removal
Cellular component (GO): ribonuclease P complex
Molecular function (GO): ribonuclease P RNA binding
Source: RefSeq, a predicted model, not a curated record